GUCUUCCUCCCCAGAUCGUGCGUACCUUUGUCUCUUUCUCCCUCUUCCCUUCUCCAGGUCGAACAGGAGGAACUCGAUCCUAUUCACUUCGCACAACCUCAACUCAAUUCCCCUGGAUGCAGCCCUGCAUUUCGGACACGACAGAACUUCAACGACUCUCUCCGACCUCGUCCGAAUCGAUUUGAUUUAAACUCGUCGACCGAAAUCCUGUCUCCUAGCGACAUUGUUUCAGCGCCAAUACCAGCAGCACCCGUUAGGAUACCGACUGAGCAGACUUGGGGGACAAUCGAGCAAGAGGCUUAGCAGGAAAGAAAGAGAAAGGAAUCUAUUGCCAUACGGCUCUCGUCGGCACUUCGUUACUCUCAUUCAUGUCACUAUUUUCGACCACGACUUUUGCCAACCAGUAGACGAUGCCGCGCAACGACUUCUUCUUACACUAGCCGACCCUGAACAACUUCUCGACGACGACACCCGAAUCUCUCAGGCGCAACCCACCCUUCAACUUGCCGCGUCUUGACGACGCCGGCUCACCGUACCACUCUUUGGAAGCAGGUUUCUUCGACGACAAACCGCCAUCAUGUUGCGACCGGCAACCCCCAUGUCGGUGCUGCUCUUUGCGGCCUUCGCCUUGCUUCUGCUGUCUACCCUAUCGACCCCGAUUAUUAAGGCUAUUCCGCUGGGUAGUUUCAAGGGAGCCAACUUUGGAGUCUUUGGCGUCUGCAAGGCAGACGGCACUUGCGAAGGCCCUGAGAUUGGUUAUGACACGACACGAGUUUUUGGAGCCGCGGACAGCAAGGGGGCUUUUGACCUCCCAGACUCUGCCCGAAACACUCUGUCAGCCAUCUUGAUUGUACAUCCUGUCGCUGCCCUCGCGACUCUCAUCAUGUUCAUCAUGGCUGCCGUCGCUCACCUUCACUCGCCCUCUCAUUCUGCGAGAUACCUUCUCGCCCUCUUCAUCUUCUCUUUCAUCGACUUCCUCAUCUGUCUAUUGGCUUUCCUCGUUGAUGUUCUCCUCUUCGUCCCUCACAUGGCAUGGGGCUCAUACAUCGUCCUUGCUGCCACCAUUCUUGUCGGAAUGAGCGGUCUGGUCUCGUGUGCUAUGCGCCGCAUGUUGGUCAGCAGAAAGGCCAGGAAGAAGAGAAUCGCCGAGAACGCUGAGAUGAGCGGAGAGAAUUACUACAAUCGCGAGGCUCAGGUAAAGACUGCUGCGUCGGUCGCCUCCCAGCCUACUGUUCCCGUUGUCAGCGGAGGAAACGGCAUUGAUAAGAUGCCAACCUUUGCCUCAUUCGAAUCUCAGAAGAACAAUGACCAGGUCAGCGAUGAACGUAUCCCUCUCACAGCAAGAAGUCCCGUCAAUGGCUCUCAAGGCGUCAUGACUGCUAGCGAUGCUCCUCCUUCACGAUCUGGUUCUGUCCCACCGAUUCAGAGAGAUCCUUACGGAAACCCGCUGCCGCCUCAAGAUGGAUUCGGCCCAAGAAGAGGUCCCUCGCAGGAGCGCAUGAGAGGUAGGGGCGGUAUGCCUCCUGGAGGAUUCAGAGGGCGCGGUGGUGGCUACGGUGGCAGAGGCGGAUAUGGUGGCUACGGCCCUCCGCCUCCAGGAAGAGGUGGCUAUGGAGGUCCUCCCGGACGAGGAGGUUAUGGUGGCCCUCCACCUGGUGGUCGGGGCGGAUAUGGCCCGCCACCCCCUCGCGGCGGCUUUGGACCAAACGGUAUGAGAGGGGGCCGACCACCUCCGCCAGGCUAUCAACCCGGACCUGGUGGUCCCGGAGGUCCUGGACCGUACGACCGUCGUCCAAGCCCAGCCAACGGCUACGGUGGUCCUCCUCCUGGCGGCCCCUACGGACGUCGUUCCAUGGAUAUGGCCCCGGGAUACACCAGUUCGAACAACCUUACAAACCCUUCUCUCCCAUCUAUCCCUCAACAAGAGCAGGGCUAUGAAGCCUACAACCCUCAGCGUCAGAGCUUACCGAGAGCUGAAUCACCCCCGCCUCUCCCUGGCCACGACGGACAGCCAAUGGUUGGCCAAGCGGUUGAGAUGGACGCCGCUACAGGAAGCCCUGCGCAUCCACCUGCCGGUUUCGGUCAGUUCCGUGACAGUGACGCUGACAUUGCCGGUAUGGUCGGGCUCCAGCAGCAGCAAAACGGCGGAAACAGGUCUCACCCUCAGAGGCACGACACGUACAUGAGCGAGGCGAGCAGGUACAGCCAAGACGAUGCCUAUGUCCCACCUCGUCAGGCUUGGAACCAGAACCAGGCCUCAUCACGCACGGCGUCUCCGCUGCAACAGCAACGCUCUGCUGAGAUGCUCAACCGAAGCUCGCCUGCGCCAGCAGCCAGCGAUUAUUACGAAGAUGUCGAUCCGCGCUUCGCGGACGCGCCAGCACCGGCACCGGCUCAAAGAGCAGGUCCCCCGCCUGGCCUUCAGGUACCUCUACCCGCGCCCAAUAUGUAUGAUGACGCUCAUGCGGAUGCCGGUGCACGUAGUCCUGGCGCAGAGUCUGAUCUGUCCAACUUCACCUCAAUAUCCCAGAGAGGGGUAAACCCGAGGUGGAAUCCUGCGCCGCCAAUGCCAGGGUAUGGUCAGCCGAUGCCACCCCGACGACCCGUCCAACAGCGAAGGCAAGACAUGCUCUUGAACAACAACCCCGACUUUGAGCUUCCAGGCAGUCGCCUCGGCCCCCCAUCCCGAGCAGGAGGCACCGGCAUGAUACCCGGCAGUGCGUAUCCGCAAGGCCUCUAAUUACAAUCCCUUCCCUUUUCACUCGACCGUAAUUGGUUCUUUCUCGUCAGUCGAGUCAACUCGCCAAGUAUAUACACCAAUAGUGGGAUGCCUGGCAUUUCAUUUCUCAACCUUCCUUGAACAACACGAGUCGCAAUUUUCGAGUCUCAGCACAGGCUCAUGAUGUCUUUACAGUCAUGUCCUUCAGCCGAUACCCCAAGCAAUAUUCAGUUCUCGUCCGCCCAGUACAUACACCGGACUCGUGGAUUUCUUCAAAACGGGCAUUCUCUUCUUUCAAAUGCUUCAUUGCAUCGAAGCAGCGUGGAUGAAAAUUAGUUUCGACUCCAACAUUCACCAAACCUUUUCCUGAGUCGUUUACUACAAACACGGGCCACUUUGGCCUUUCUUCUCUUUUAGAUGAUUCAGAGUUGCAUCCCAAGGCUCCCUGACACUGUUGCCUACUAGGGCAGCCAACUCUUUGGAUCAUGUCUGAUUUCUCAAGCUCAACGAUCCUGGAACAAAGCAUGUGGGAUAUGAUAGAAUACUGUUGAAGCAUGUGUAGGCUAUCUGGUCGCGGUUGAUUACGACCUUUUUUCUUGAUGAGCGGUUUCAUGGUGGCGUGUGUGGAUAUGAUUAAAAACAAAUGGUUUCAGGAUCGUCGGCUUGGCUCUUUGAGCCCGCCCUUCAGCUAUCUUGCAUGUGACGAGGAAGCUAGGAAUCGAGGAAAGCUGGGUCUCGCCGCGGUUGGUGCCUGACAUACGUUGUUCGCUGAGAAUGCGUGCGAGACCUUGGUAUCAUAGUGAAGGGUGAUGGCAGAGAGAAUACGAGAG
Messenger RNA from Colletotrichum scovillei, 3549 nucleotides. RefSeq lists its product as uncharacterized. The transcript is spliced from 3 exons. Bases 578 to 2740 code for a protein of 720 amino acids. The record is from RefSeq and is a predicted model, not a curated record. Lineage: Eukaryota; Fungi; Ascomycota; Sordariomycetes; Glomerellales; Glomerellaceae. Gene Ontology annotation, cellular component: growing cell tip; plasma membrane; cell division site.